GACUCUUCUCAAAGCGCUGUCGAAGGAAACGGAUUCGCGAACGGAACUGAAAGCGGUGGCACAUCCUCCCCGAAUACGAACGACAUCACAGCCAAUCCCACUAGCUCAUCCUCCAUCUCCUCCAACGCGACCACAGGAGAGAACGCAACUUCGGCAGAGCAAAAGGCGGAAGUCGCGAAAACCAGGGCGGAAGCUACAGCCAAUGCGGCGGCGACGGCGGAGACGGGUGACGGAAG
Molecule: messenger RNA, 236 nt
Organism: Amoebophrya sp. A25
Lineage: Eukaryota; Dinophyceae; Syndiniales; Amoebophryaceae
Source: the annotation of a GenBank genome assembly